Nannochloropsis gaditana CCMP526 is the source of this 700-nucleotide messenger RNA. RefSeq names its product peptide methionine sulfoxide reductase. Gene Ontology annotation, cellular component: cytoplasm. Gene Ontology annotation, biological process: cellular response to oxidative stress. The transcript has 2 exons. Gene Ontology annotation, molecular function: peptide-methionine (S)-S-oxide reductase activity. The coding region runs from base 26 to 628 and encodes 200 amino acids. The record is from RefSeq and is a predicted model, not a curated record.
CAGGUGAUAACAUCACUCCUUCAGCAUGCGCCAUGCUUGGUAUCAGCAAUUGAGCGGCUUAGCACUUGAGGCUAGCAAGGCUGCUCUGGCUGAUUCCGUCCCUGCACUCUCUGUGGACGGUCACUCUAUUGCGACUUUCGCUGGAGGCUGCUUCUGGGGCAUCGAGCUUGCAUUUCAGCGUGUUCCAGGUGUUGUCGCGACUGGAACGGGAUACACGCAGGGUCACGUGGCAGAGCCCUCGUAUCAGGAAGUAUGCAGCGGGACAACGGGUCACACAGAGGCCAUUCAAGUGCACUUCAAACCAAACGAAGUCUCGUACGAGGACUUGCUGAAGGUAUUCUGGGAACGCAUAGACCCACUGAUGGAAAAUGGCCAAGGGGGUGACAGAGGCACGCAAUAUCGGACGGGCAUCUACACCCACACAGACGCGCAACACCGAGCUGCCCUACAGAGCCGCGAGAUUGAACAAAAGAAGUAUUCACGGCCCAUCAUGACGGAAAUUAAACCGGCAAAAGUGUUCUGGCCCGCGGAGGUCAGCCACCAGGGCUACCUGUGGAAAGGAGGGAGGUUUGGCUCGGCGCAAAGUGCCGCAAAGGGAUGCACGGACCCCAUCCGUUGUUAUGGCUGAAGAGUGAUGUGCGUGACGUGGGAAAAACGAACCGGGCGACGAGGAUGAGAGAAAAGAAAAGUGAGCCUCAGG